This is a messenger RNA of Hemiscyllium ocellatum (epaulette shark), 1820 nucleotides long. RefSeq names its product gastrula zinc finger protein XlCGF7.1-like. Gene Ontology annotation, biological process: positive regulation of reciprocal meiotic recombination. The record is from RefSeq and is a predicted model, not a curated record. Gene Ontology annotation, molecular function: recombination hotspot binding; histone H3K4 methyltransferase activity; histone H3K36 methyltransferase activity. The transcript is spliced from 2 exons. NCBI's taxonomy places the organism in Eukaryota, Metazoa, Chordata, Chondrichthyes, Orectolobiformes, Hemiscylliidae. The coding region runs from base 552 to 1241 and encodes 229 amino acids. Gene Ontology annotation, cellular component: nucleus.
AAGCCAGUGUGACUGAGUGUGGGAGAGGAAUGGCGCCGGCGGCUGAAGGAACAAGAACAGAAACCGCUGGAAAAGCUGAGCAGGUCCGGCAGCUCGUGUUGAGAGAAAUGUGAGGACGUGUUUCGGGUCCGGGGAUCCUUCUUCAGAACAGGACCAGGUUUCAGAAACAUCCCGGGGAGGUCGCCAGGCCCGAGCGCCAAGACCUGGCUCCUGCCCCCGGGGAGAGGAGACAGUGAGACAGGGAAGACAUGUGGAAAGAAAUCUGGAAGCAAUUGAUACAUUAACUUUUGACAGAACCACUUGCUUCACUGGGAUUUGAAUAUCAGCAACUGUUCAAAUUGAGAAGAAACGUUUGCUUUUGUCUGCUGGAGAGAUUUUGGAAACCGGUAUGGCAGAAAGUGAGGGAGAUUCAGUGUGCUGACUGUAAAAGCUGCUUUAAACCAUUUGCCCAGCUUGGGGGAUCAAAAUCUCACCAUUCGUGGUGGGGAGAGACUGUGGACGUAUUUUGUUUGUAAUUUCAAACCCAGAGUGACACAAGGAAAGCUGUCUCCAUGGGGAAACCGUGGAAAUGUGAGGAUUGUGGGAAAGGGUUCCCUUCCCCCUCGGUGCUAGAAACUCACAGACGCGUUCACACUGGGGAGAGGCCAUUCUCCUGCACCGACUGUGGGAAGGGAUUCAGUUGGCUGUGCAACCUGUUGGCACACCAGCGAGUUCACACAGGGGAGAGGCCAUUCACCUGCUCCAUGUGUGGGCAGGGAUUCAGUCGGAUGGGCAACCUGCAGACACACGAGCGGGUCCACACGGGAGAGAAGCCUUUCACGUGCCCUGUGUGUGGGAGGGGGUUUGCUCAGUCAUCUACCUUGCUGGUCCACAAACGGGUCCACACGGGGGAGAGGCCAUUCACCUGCUCAGUGUGCGGAAAGGGAUUCAGUCGGAUGGGCAACCUGCAGACGCACGAGCGGAUCCACACGGGAGAGAAGCCAUUCACGUGCCCCGUGUGCAGGAGGGGCUUCAGUCAUGUGGGCAACUUGCGGCAGCAUGAGCGGGUCCACACUGGGGAGAGGCCGUUCACCUGUUCAGAGUGCGGGAAGGGAUUCAUCGAUUCCUGCAGCCUGUUGACCCACCAGCGGGUCCACACCGGAGACAACCUGCUCACCUGCUCUCUGUGCGGGAAGGGCUUCACCAGCUCCUCCCACCUGCAGAGGCACCAGCGAGUACACGAGCCAUCGCAGGGGAAUUGAAGGAACAGUGGCCGAGUGCCAUUAUCAGCUGGACUGUCAACCCAGUUCUGGGGACUCCUGGGUUCAAAUCCCGCCUUGGCAGGUGGCAGAAUUGGAAUUCGGUCAGAAAUCUGGAAUUCAGAAUCUAAUGAUGAAACCAUUUUUAGGGCAAAAAUGAAAAUCCCCAUCUGAUUCACUCUCGUCCUUUUUAGGGAAGGAAACUUCUGUUGUGGGAAAGGAUUUACUCGGUCAUCCCAGCUGCAUCCUUUACCUGGUGUGGCCUACAUGUGACUCCAGACCCAUAGCAGUGUGGUUGACUCUUGACUGCCCUCCCUCAUUUCUGGGAAAUGAGUGGGGAGAAAUUUACUUGGAUACAGAGCAUGGGUUGAAAUUGCUGAGUGAGGCAAUACUUCUUGUGGGUUAAGGCUGUACCAAGGUCCAUUUACAAAGGGACAACCAAUAGUAAAGAAAAUAGGGGAUGGGGAGUGUGUGUACCUUGAGCUGUUUUAAAAUGAAAUAAGCUACUUUUCAAAUGCAUUUUUGCUGGGGAAAUCUGAAGCAGUAACAAAGUUGGGUCACAAUAAAGGUUACCUGAACUUA